Molecule: messenger RNA, 951 nt
Organism: Cryptococcus wingfieldii CBS 7118
Lineage: Eukaryota; Fungi; Basidiomycota; Tremellomycetes; Tremellales; Cryptococcaceae
Exons: 3
Coding region: 1-951 (316 amino acids)
Source: RefSeq, a predicted model, not a curated record
AUGUCCGAUCCACCACCACCACAUCGCUCCCCCAUCUCUACCAUCCACAUACCAAGCGACGCAGGACCACCGAGUAGGAGAAGCGAGCCCGACCGCCAAUCGCUCUCUGAUCUCUCCCUUCACACCCUUCGACGUACGACCCUGACCAAAGCAGAACAGCAGAGAGUUCAAGAACUGAUUAAGUCGGGCGGUCAUGGGAGGAUGAUUGCGGGUGAGGGAUUACCUGGGAGGGCGAGCGAAGUGGAGGAUGAUGCAAAGUACUGGACGGCGAGGGGUACGUUGAGGAGCGUUUUACCAGGGUCGGAUGAAGGGGUCCAGGGGAGUGCGAGUGAGGAGACAAGUAGGGCGGCGAUAGAGGAGAGGGAGGUUCUCGUUCUCGUCCAUGAGCCCAAUAGCAUCACAGGACCGGACGGACGAUCAGGCCAGACACCUUCCGAAGCUGGAACCUUGCCCUCUCGCUUCUUGUACAUUUUCCACCCCCCAGACCCACCUUCGACGUCUGGGUCUGCAAACGGUUCGAGUUUUCCCCUGGGACUGCAAUGGGACGAGGUCAACCCUUGGGAGUGGAUUGAGACUGCCAAGAACGAGCUUGAAAAGGCCUUUUGGGGUGUCUUGAUGCCUGGCGUGAAGGGUUUAGUGGAUAUGGGCGAGGCUGUUGCGAGUAUACCCGCUCUGCUAUCUCCGGGCACCGAGCAAGCUCUUGAACUCCAAAGCGACAGACACUCUGCUGACGCGACGGCUGGGUCCCACAAUCCCCAUCGUUAUUCGCAAGAGACGGUUUAUACCCUGCGUAUCCCUAAGCAGAAUGCUCGCGACAGCCCGAAUUUGGGACCGACUCUGCGCCCAGUGUUGAUAAAGAAACGCUCGAGUAUACCCACUUGGGAAGAUGGACGAGAUAGUGAUCAUCGUGGGUGGGGGCGAGACCCGAUGGCCAUGGGAGCGUGGUAUUAA